AUGCAGUCGGUUCCGCAAGCAGAAACCCCACUGCCUUUAAAGCAGAUGUUUGCCCUUGCUGUGGUUUUGCUUAAUGAAAGUUUGUGCUCUACGAUGCUUCUUCCAUACGUGGGUUUGCUUGUCUCCCAUAUUCAAAAUAAACCACCUGAAGAAGCCGGUUAUGUCUCUGGUCUUCUUGUUGGUGUUUUUAUGUUUGGACAGGUAGUUAGUAGUACCUGGUGGGGAUGUUUUAGUGAUAAAUAUGGUCGUCGACCACCUCUUCUAAUAGGUCUUUUUUCAAGUGGUUGUAUUAUGCUUGGAUUUGGUUUUAGUGGCACUGUAUGGUUGUGUAUUCUUUUUAGGUUCGUUCAUGGACUUUUUAAUGGAAAUGUUCUUGUGGCUAAAACAGUUUUAGCCGAUAUUUUGGAUAGAACCAAUGAGGCGAAGGGAUUUACAUUGGUGAGUUUAACGUAUGGUAUCGGCACUCUCAUUGGGCCUUCCGUUGGAGGAUUACUUUAUGACCCGGCAAACAAUACAGCCAUGCAUUGGGCUGGAUUCAGUAAAGAUGGAUUGUUUGCAAAGUUUCCUGGUCUUUUACCGGCAUUAGUAGUCGUGGUAUAUACUAUAUUUGGUAUGUUUGUAUGUAUUGUAUAUGUAACAGAAUCCAAUCCAAAAGCCCAACCGCUACCUCGAUGGGUGAGAUUUCUUAUUCCUUGUUUAAGUCAUACUAGAUCAGAGAUGAUACCAUUAAGUAAUUCCCCAGCAGAAGAAGUUAAUGAGAUUGGAAAAACCAGAUGCAUUAAUAUUAAUAAAAGUAAAGGUGAAACAGUAAAGACCACAGAGACUGUAGUUGUCUCUGAAGAAAUGUUAUCACAUGAUUUAAAUGAACGUGUGAUGUAUGAAGUAUCAUUAAGUAAUAGGGAAAACAGAAAUGAUAUGCCUUUUGAAGAAGAAAUGGAGGAACUACAAGUUGGGAUGACUGAUGAAGAUGAGGAAGAAAAUGAAGAGCAUAAAAGAGCAAAUAGAAAUGGAUGGGAACAAUUAAACGAAGGGCAAUCACAAGGAGAAGCGGAGACUUUUGGUUAUAAAGAAGCCUUUACGUUCCCUACAACUAGAGAUGUGUUAAUAAUUUAUAUGCUCUUAUCGGUUGCCGACAUGGGAUUUGGAGAAAUAUUUCCCUUAUGGGCUAUUGCUGGUCCUUUAGUAGGAGGACUUGGCCUCAAAUCAGAUGAGGUUGGGUUAUUUCUUCUCUCCCACAGUGUUCCAUGUGUACUGGCAAAUCUUUGCUUUCAUUUAGCGUGUCGUGCAAUAACAGAUAAAAUGCAACUCUGGCGUGUCUCCUUAGUAGGAAUGGCUAUAGCUGUAGGAUUUAUUCCAUUUGCUUCCUAUUUCCCUCAUGGUAUUUCGCAGUUUACUGUAGUGUUACUAUGCAUGUUUUCACGUCAGUGGUUUGCCGCUUGGGCGUAUAGUCUCAUCACACUUCUCACCGCUCGAUCUGCCCCAAAAGGAUGUGUGGGUACAAUGUAUGGUAUAAACCAAUCCUGUGGUGCAGUGAUGCGGUGUGUGGGACCCAUCAUAGUUACACCUCUCUUUGCAUGGUCUAUUUCAGGUAAUCAUAUGCCUCCAUUUAACCACAUGUUUGUUUUUAUCUUAACAUUUAUUAUCUUUCUCUUGGCGGCUCUAUUAUCAUAUAAAAUAGUUAUCGUAGAAGAUAUAGGAACGCAAACUGUUGUACAAGAAGUGGAAGAAGUUGUACAUGGAGUGGAAGAAGUUCCACAAGGAUUCGUUGGUGAGUUAAAUUCAAGACAUUCUCAUGAUCAGUAG
Molecule: messenger RNA, 1803 nt
Organism: Trypanosoma theileri
Lineage: Eukaryota; Euglenozoa; Kinetoplastea; Trypanosomatida; Trypanosomatidae
Product: putative transporter
Exons: 1
Coding region: 1-1803 (600 amino acids)
Biological process (GO): transmembrane transport
Molecular function (GO): transmembrane transporter activity
Source: RefSeq, a predicted model, not a curated record